AUGGCAAAAUCCAAGAGUGGUAGAGAGGCAAAACGCCUUAUAUAUAGUAAGACACUUCGCACUUUUAAAGAGCAACGAAGAAACAACAGCGAAACAGUAAGGAACAACCACACGACAACGAAGCAGUCACCCAGCAACCACCAAGCAAUAAAGAAGCAACGAAACAACGAAACAACAAAGCAACUUAGCUUGAUCCCUGCGUUCAAUUGUGAAAUUCUCUGCUCUCACGCAAUUUCCUGCGGAUACCGCCAUAUCAACACUUCCCAAGAAUCUGGCAACGAAGCAGAAGUCGGCGAGGCAGUGCGUAAGUCUGGCAUUCCUCGGCAGGAGUUCUUUCUGGCGAUCAAGGUCUCGAUGCAAUGGUCCUCCGCAGGUGAGACCUACAGCAAAAUAAUAGAGAGUGUGAACAAGAUUGGCGGCAUGGGCGGGUACGUCGACCUCCUCUUGAUACAGUCCCUCUCCCAUAAUGUCCAGAAGAGAUGUGAUAUGUGGUUUACCCUGGAGCAUGUGCUCAAAAAGGGGAAGACGAGACGUAUCGGCGUUUGUGACUAUACCCUUCUCCCUUUCCUCCAGAUCGGUUCGUAUUCAGACAUAGGGCCACCACAUGUAAUUCAGCUUGAGCUGAAUCCGUGGAAUCAGCAGAAGGAGCUCGUUCGACACUUACGGCAUCAUGGCGUAGUGAUUGAAGCGUACUGUUCGAUGACCGGAAAUGCGAUGAUUCUUGACUUCGACCUGGUAUCCCUGGCAGUGAAAUACAACAAAACCCCACACCAGGUCCUGAUACGGUACUCGCUCCAGAAGGGCUGGGUGCCCUUGCUGAGUAGCACGAACGUGUACCACAUCACGUCCAACACAAAUGUUUUCGACUUCAGCCUUACGGAAGAAGAAAUGAAUACUCUUGACUUGAAGGAUGACGGCAUGUGGGGACACUCUCGUUGGGACAUACCGCAUGCUUGA
This is a messenger RNA of Trichophyton benhamiae CBS 112371, 957 nucleotides long. Its product is annotated as aldo-keto reductase, putative. The coding region runs from base 1 to 957 and encodes 318 amino acids. Lineage: Eukaryota; Fungi; Ascomycota; Eurotiomycetes; Onygenales; Arthrodermataceae. The transcript is spliced from 3 exons. The record is from RefSeq and is a predicted model, not a curated record. Gene Ontology annotation, molecular function: oxidoreductase activity.